UUUUUUUUCCCCUUCUCAUUUGAUUUGUAGGGUAAUGUUUGGUUUCUGGCAGAAUAAGGAAAGACAAGGAGAGUGGUGGUUUUCCUUUCUUUGGUUUGUGAAACAGUGAAAGAUAAGCAGCUUAGAAAGCUGUUUUUCAUUUUUUUUUUCCCCUUUCUUUUGUGGUGAAGAUUUCAUCUGGAUUUGUUUGGUUUCUGGGAAAACAUUGGAAAUAAAGAGUUUUGGAUAAUGAACUUCAUUCAACCACGUCCAAUUAUAUUAUCAUGAAAAUAAUUUAUUUCUCUGUCAAUCAUAUGCCAUUUCUUUAGAUACGAGCUUCAAACAGUAUAACAAGAGAACUACAGAAGUCGUCUAACCUUUAUCUAUAUUCUUCCACUUAAACUUUUCUCAGCUGAAAGAGCAAGCAUAAGCUUGGUUUCCUUCCUGAGAAAAUGUGUGGAUCACUUAAGUGAAAAUAUAGCAGGAUAAAGAUCUUUUAUUUUUUUUGGAAUAAUUUAUGUUAGAUAUAGUCAUUUAUUAUUCAGCCAAUUCAGUUUUGUCAUUUAUUCUAAAGAUUUACUAGAAAAGAAAAGAUUCAAGGCCCUUUUUUUCCUUCCCCGUUUCCUCUUUCCUCUUUUCUUUUAUUCUCUAGGCAGAGGACCAAAAGGGUCAACCUCUCUUUAGUUGGUAAGUAAAUGAAAGAGAAGUUUGAGGGAAAAAAAUCUGAAUCCAUUUCCAUUUUGUUUUUCCUUUCUAUAGAUCGUCAACUAGAACUAGUUGUAGUAGGUAAGUUUCAGUGCCAAUGGUUGAAGUGAAAUUCAAAUUUUACCCUUCCAGGCACAUUUUCUGAUAAAGCAAACAAGAAUAGUAAUGGAGCAGCCUGCCAGAGAAGUGUAAAACCUACAGUCAGGGGUUCUUUAUUUUUUGUUCAUUGUUCGUUUGCUCUUGGCAUUUCUGCAAAAUUCAGGAUGCAAUAUUGGAAUUUCAUAUCUGAUUGAAUAUUCUCUGUGAUGUCUUCCAGAUUUACAGUUUUUGUUUUUUUACUUUUUACUCUUAUUAAAUUUUAAGAUUCUUGGUUUUCUGAGUCAGAUCAGUCCUAUGUUCCGCUCAUUGUAUUAAUUCAAUGUACUCUUUUACCACCGUUCUGGUUCUUACAAAACAUUUUUGAGUCAAAAACUGGAACAUGGCUUCCUUUGUUUAGAACAUCUUAGCAUUUUUUUUCCCACUUGUUGUUUACUCGCUUAUUAUAUUCCUUUAAAUGCUUAGGUUUCUGAAUCUGCAAAAGGUUAGGAGUCUACAACAUUCUGGUGUCCAUUGAACAUUGAACUUUGGCAUUGCAAUGGGGCAUCUAUCCUCCAUGUUUAAUGGGUUGGCAAGGUCUUUUUUGAUAAGAAAAGGGAAGGAUAUUGGGAAUGGUGAUGGAAGGGAAGCUGCAGAAGCAAUGGCAAAAGAAGCAAAGAAGAAUGACUUGAUUUUACGAUCUUCUGGUGUCAUAAAUGUUGAUGGCUCAAAAAAUUUUGCCUCAGUUUUCUCAAAGAGAGGUGAGAAAGGAGUGAAUCAAGAUAGCUUUAUUGUAUGGGAGGAAUUUGGAUGCCAAGAAGACAUGAUGUUUUGUGGGAUUUUUGAUGGCCAUGGUUCCUGGGGCCAUUUUGUGGCAAAGAAAGUCCGAGAGUGGAUGCCAUCAUCUUUACUGUGUAAUUGGCAGGAGACUCUCGCCCAGACUUCACUGGAUCCAGAUAUUGACUUGGAAUUAGAUAAAAAGCAUCAAAUAUUUAAUAUAUGGAAGCAGUCCUAUGUAAAGACUUGUGCUGCUGUUGAUCAGGAGUUAGAGCGGCACCGUAAGGUUGAUUCUUUCCAUAGUGGAACAACUGCCUUGACAAUUGUCAGACAGGGAGAAUUUAUUUUUGUAGCAAAUGUUGGUGACUCUAGAGCUGUGUUGGCUACCACAUCAGAUGAUGGAAACUUGGUACCAGUUCAGCUAACUGUUGAUUUCAAGCCCAAUUUACCUCAGGAGUCUGAACGAAUACUUCAGUGCAAGGGACGAGUAUUCUGUUUGAAAGAUGAGCCAGGAGUGCACAGAAUUUGGCUUCCAGAUGAGGACUCACCUGGUUUAGCAAUGUCUAGAGCCUUUGGAGAUUACUGCAUAAAAGAUUUUGGACUUAUUUCUGUGCCUGAUGUGACUCACAGGCAUAUAACCAGCAAGGACCAAUUCGCUGUGCUGGCAACAGAUGGGGUAUGGGAUGUCAUGUCUAAUGAAGCAGCAGUGGAAAUAGUAGCUUCAACAGUGGACAGGGCAAAGGCAGCUAAACGUCUGGUAGAAUCUGCUGUCCAUGCAUGGAAACGCAAGAGGAAGGGAAUUGCAAUGGAUGAUAUAUCUGCUAUUUGCCUUUUCUUCCAACCUUCUCAUGUGUCUCAACAAGUUCACAUUGUUAGUUGUACUCCAAAAUAGGGAUCAGAAAAUGUAAACAAGCAAGGCUGUUGCUCCUAAUGUUCUAUUCCUUCAAUUUUGUUUCUAUUCAUUAGACAAUUUUCCACAAUCAUGGAAUAAAUAGAUGAAAUCAGUCGAACUCGAAA
Messenger RNA from Manihot esculenta (cassava), 2553 nucleotides. Its product is annotated as probable protein phosphatase 2C 34. The transcript has 5 exons. The record is from RefSeq and is a predicted model, not a curated record. Bases 1319 to 2428 code for a protein of 369 amino acids. Gene Ontology annotation, biological process: protein dephosphorylation. NCBI's taxonomy places the organism in Eukaryota, Viridiplantae, Streptophyta, Magnoliopsida, Malpighiales, Euphorbiaceae. Gene Ontology annotation, molecular function: protein serine/threonine phosphatase activity.